UCUGAGUAACGCUCGUUUCGGAUUGCGAUGGUGGCUUUGCAAGGUUUCGGCGUUCUCCGGUUCGUUUUGGUGAGGAUUCUGACAAAGGAAUUUUCUUUUAGUGGAUUUGUUUCAGUUGUUUCGAAUUCAGAGAAGCUUCUCUACAGCGGUGGAUUCUGAAAAAACAAUUGGAAAAAAAAAAGGGGAUUUCUUUUCUUUGAUUAAGUAAUGAGGUUUUCUUCACGGCAUCGAGAUUCACCCGACUUACUUCGGGAGAGAUGGACAGAGGAGACUGUUCCAUGACUACCAUCUGCUUCUUAGUGAGGAUUUGAAGCAGCGAUAGGCUGCGAACGUCCAGUAAUGGAUGCAUAUUCUUCGGGCGAAGAACUGAUUAUAAGGACCAGAAAACCAUAUACUAUUACUAAGCAACGGGAAAGAUGGACAGAGGAGGAACAUAACAGAUUUUUAGAAGCUCUGAAGCUGUAUGGCCGAGCUUGGCAGCGUAUAGAAGAGUUCAUUGGAACAAAGACUGCCGUGCAGAUUAGAAGUCAUGCACAAAAGUUCUUCUCAAAGUUGGAAAAAGUGUCUCUUAUCAAAGGCAUACCACUUGGACAAGCUCUUGACAUAGAGAUACCUCCUGCACGUCCUAAAAGGAAACCAAGCAAUCCAUAUCCUCGAAAGACCAGCACAGGGGCUCCUCAGUCUUCUCUUGUCAAUGAUGGAAAACUGUUGACACCAGCUUCGCAUCUGCAUGCUGGUAAACAACCACUGGACUUGGAGAAUGGCCCACCACAUGAGAAACCUGCUCAUUAUGAGAAAUCUGCUAGGGCAAAAGAAACUCUGAAUCAGGACAACUGCUCGGAAGUCCUCACUCUUUUCCAUGAAGUUCCCUGCACUUCCUACUCUUCUGUAAGCAAAAACUGCAUACCAGAAUCUUUUGCACUUGAAAGUUCAUCUCACUUCAAGGAGUUCGUACCCUCAAUAAAAGAUAUAAAUGACCAGGGUACAACUGAUGAAUCCCAUCUCACCGUCAAAACCAAAGUGAGUAAGAAAUUGGACAGAACCGAUGCCGACUAUACAGAAAUGAAUAAUGGUGUCAUUGAAACCCUGAACUUGGAGAAAUCCAGUCCAAGUUCCCAUGAUGAACAGGUCCAAGAAGCAAUAACAGAUGAACCAAACAAGCCAGAAAUGCUUGGCCUGUUCUCCACAGAGGAAAUGCAAACAAAUCAGAAUUUCCCAAGACAUGUUCCUUUGCAAUUUGUGGAUGGUAUCUCAGGAACAUGCAUGCAAACUCUGGGCCCUGAUAUGACAUACCCUACACCCAUCAUGCACCAAGUUGGGGGAGCUCAUGGAAACCCAAACCUGUUCACAAAGCCAACCACUUCUGCAAGUAGUGAACACCACAGUAACAUGUCAAGGCCUUCUGUUCACCAACCCUUGCCAACUUUUCUUCCCCCCUUCACCCCAUUGUGCAACAAUCAAGAAACUUACGGAUCCUUUCUCAACUUUUCUGCUACUUUUUCAAGUCUUCUUGUAUCUACUCUGCUGCAAAACCCAGCCGCCCAUGCUGCAGCAAGCCUGGCUGCUUCAUUCUGGCCCUGCACGAAUAUGGAAGCUUGGGUAGAUUCUUCAUCUGGUACUCUCGGAGGGAUUCCAUUAAGACAGAUUAGUCCACCUCCUAGUAUGGAAGCAGUUGCUGCUGCUACUGUUGCAGCUGCAUCUGCAUGGUGGGCAGCCCAUGGACUGUUGCCGUUGUGCCCUCCUCUUCACACUGGUUUUAAUUGUGUUUCUUCACUACCCACUGAAAUUCGAUCAACAGAUACUGGUCAACCCACAGUAGUCAAUAAAGAUAAAAAGGACAACACUUCUCAGGAUCCACCUUGGGAAGAUCAACAACUGGAUCCUGAAUUCUCUGAGGCUGUGAAAAAAGACUCAGCAUCCAAGUCUCCACCUGCCUCAUCAUCAAAUUCUGAGAGUGGAGGUACUAGGUCAAACAGCAGUGAACUGAAAGAUCAUAUGCAGAAGCCUGUGCAGGAUCCUGGGUUCCAUGAGUCCAACAAGGCUGAUGCAAAAAAACAGGUUGACCGCUCCUCAUGUGGCUCCAACACAGCUUCCAGCAGUGAAGUAGAGACAGAUGCAAUAGAGAAGAAUGAGAAAGGUGAGGAAGAGUUGAAAGAAAUUGAUUUAAGCCCUGCAUCUGUUGAGCCAAAUAAUCGUCGCAAUAGAAGUACCAGUAACAUGAAUGAGUCCUGGAAGGAGGUCUCAGAAGAGGGUCGGCUUGCCUUUCAAGCACUUUUCUCUAGAGAAGUACUGCCACAGAGCUUUUCACCUCACCAUUAUGAUCCGAGGAGCAAUGAGCAUCCAAGGUCAAGUUCCAAAGAAGGAAAUGAGAAAGGCAAAGAGGACACAUUGCAGGUAGAUCUGAGUAGUAAGACAUGGAGUACUUGUCUAGAUCAUCCAGGAGUGGAGAAAUAUGAAUCACUGAGAAGCAGUAACAAUCCUGAGGUGGGAUUGCUGAUGACGGAGCUUGGGCAUGCAAGGCUGAAAGGUCGUCGAGCUGGAUUUAAACCAUACAAAAGGUGUUCACUUGAAGCCAAGGAAGACAAGCUGGCAAGUGGUAGUGGCCAAGGAGAACAGAAAGGUCCUAAGAGGAUAUGUUUGGGAGGGGAAGCUUCAACUUGAUAAUGCAUGCUAUCACACAGCAAAGGAAACCUUUGCUCAUUGCAUGUCAUUCUUGGUUUUCUCCGUUCUUUUCCUCGUUUAAAUUAAAGUUGUGAAAUAAACGAAACUCGUUGUGUCA
This is a messenger RNA of Telopea speciosissima, 2779 nucleotides long. RefSeq names its product protein LATE ELONGATED HYPOCOTYL-like. Lineage: Eukaryota; Viridiplantae; Streptophyta; Magnoliopsida; Proteales; Proteaceae. The record is from RefSeq and is a predicted model, not a curated record. The transcript has 8 exons. Bases 340 to 2661 code for a protein of 773 amino acids. Gene Ontology annotation, molecular function: DNA binding.